UCAGUGCUGCCUUAGUAUAAGUCUUACUAAGUGUUUGGGAUACAUCUCUGCAUUCAUGUGACUUUCAUUAUGAUCUGUGGGACUUUGGGUUUUGGAUACUAUUGCAGAUUUCCUACCAAGAGGAUCAUUAUGGCUUUCUUAUAACCGUGCUAAGGAAUAAUGGAUCGCACCUUUUCUUCUGCAAAUGGAACUCAAACACAUUUUACAUUUUUUUCAGACUUUAAUAACAAAGUGGCGCUGACUAUUCUGGAGACUGUAGUAAUGUCCUCGAUCUUCAUCAUUUCUAUAGUCGCAAAUAUAAGUGCCAUUAUCUUGAUGGCUAAAAAGAAAAAGCUGGUAACUGCCAACUGUUUUGUGCUGAACCUUUUCUGUGCGGAUCUUCUUUUUAUUAGCAUGAUCCCCGUCAUUUUGGUUAUUCGCUGGACCAAGGUUUGGGUGUUGGGAGAAUUCAUCUGCCAUAUGCAUUUUUAUAUUAUUUGUCUGAGUGGUUGUGUCACUCUAAUUUCCCUUUCUGCUGUAAGUCUGGAGCGGAUGAUCUCCAUUAUGAAAGUCACCCAGGCUACCUCCUGCAAUGUAAAAGUGGUGGUGUGUGGACUUCUAGGAAUUUGGGUAUUCUCUGCCUUCACUGCUUUACCUAUGUGCUUAUUUUUCAAUGUAGUGGAGCAAACAGUAAAUGGCACGGUUAUUCGCAUUUGUACUUUGGUCUGGCCGAAUGUUAGCGAAGAAAUUGCAUGGGAUAUUUCAUUUAUCAUUUUGAAUUUUUUGAUACCAGGAUUAAUCAUUGUGGUCAGUUAUACCAAGAUAUAUAAGAUUACAAAGUCAGUGAGUGACCGCUUGAUAAGCUGCGAGAACAACCAAUUCAAGGUUUCCCACAGAGACUACAAACUCUUCCGCACUUUGUUAAUUCUGAUGAUUUCUUUCUUUAUUAUGUGGACUCCCGUGGUCAUUGUUGUUCUACUGCUUCUCCUUCAGAACCUUCACAGACAAAUUACGAUCCCGCCAACCGUGUUUUUUUGGAUAACAACCCUAACAUUUAGCAACUCGGUUCUUAACCCCAUUCUGUAUAACAUUAAUCUGUUCCGACAGAAAUGGGUCCACAUUAUUUUAUGUCACUCAGUUGAAGAAAGUGCAGAUACUGAAACCACCACAAAACGGAAAGAGAAUCCUAAUAUUUCACACGGGACAUUUUAGACCUUGGUUGUGAUCAGUCACUCACUGGUGGUAAGAAAACUCCAAGAAUGCCCUACAUAAUGUCAUCUUUUACCUUGAAAUGGCCAGAAAGCCAAUAUGUCAUUGAAGACACCUGACGACUAAAAGUGUGUGAUAACUACCAAUCCAAUCUGUGAUGCAGCUCAGCAUUAUGGUUAAAACAGCAUUGUGGCCCAAUUUAUUUAUAUGAUUUAAGUCCUGCAUUCAGCAGUAGUUGAAGGAAACACAAUUGAGUUACACAGGUAUAAUUUAUUAUUGCGACCAUCUUGCUCUAUUAUCUCCUUCUUGUCCUUCAACUUCUUUCCCUCAACUCAUCCUACCUACAACUUCCAUGAAACUAAAAUCACAACACACUUCGAUAGGAUUUAAAAGAAAUGUAUUUCAUUGUAAUAGACAAAUCAACUGGGGAAAGAAGGUGUACAUUGCUUGGAUACAGAUGCUUCUCUGAAGAUGAUCUAUUAAAUACUUAAAGAAUGGAGGAUUGGGUAACAUAUGUACAUUGUUACUAUUAUAAUUGUUCUUUAUUCCUUAAAAACAAAGGUUAUUAAACUUAUAGGUAUAAGAUGAGUUUUCAGAUGUUGUUUCUUUUACUUGUAAACAUUACAUCAACAGGAUUCAUGUAAAAUCUCUUGAAUCCUCAGUUUUCUUUAGUUUGUUUCACAGUAACCUGUAAAUAAAUAAGAUGAAGAAU
Molecule: messenger RNA, 1900 nt
Organism: Xenopus laevis (African clawed frog)
Lineage: Eukaryota; Metazoa; Chordata; Amphibia; Anura; Pipidae
Gene: ffar4.S
Product: free fatty acid receptor 4-like
Exons: 3
Coding region: 160-1191 (343 amino acids)
Source: RefSeq, a predicted model, not a curated record